This is a messenger RNA of Penicillium daleae, 1341 nucleotides long. RefSeq names its product ethanolamine-phosphate cytidylyltransferase. Gene Ontology annotation, cellular component: cytoplasm. The record is from RefSeq and is a predicted model, not a curated record. NCBI's taxonomy places the organism in Eukaryota, Fungi, Ascomycota, Eurotiomycetes, Eurotiales, Aspergillaceae. Gene Ontology annotation, molecular function: ethanolamine-phosphate cytidylyltransferase activity. The coding region runs from base 1 to 1341 and encodes 446 amino acids. The transcript is spliced from 4 exons. Gene Ontology annotation, biological process: phosphatidylethanolamine biosynthetic process.
AUGGAUACCACGCCUCUCGACGAGCAAGUUCCCUUGCCUGGCCAAUGGCCAGUAGAUCCUCAAGAAGAUAUUCCAAUCUCCGAGGAUCGCAUUUGGGUCGACGGGUGCUUCGACUUUAGUCACCACGGCCAUGCUGGUGCCAUGCUUCAAGCUCGUCGUCUGGGCAAGGCUCUCUUCGUGGGUAUCCAUUCCGACCAAGCUAUUCUGGAAAACAAGGGACCAACGGUUAUGUCUUUGGAUGAACGUGUCGCAGCCGUCGACGCCUGCCGAUGGGCCACUCAAAGCGUUCCCCAUGCCCCCUACGUAACCUAUUUGCCGUGGGUUUCUCACUACGGGUGCAAGUAUGUUGUACACGGCGACGAUAUUACAUCCGACAGCGAUGGCAACGAUUGUUACCGAUUCGUCAAAGCUGCGGGUCGUUUCAAGGUGGUGAAACGAACUCCUGGCAUUUCCACUACCGAUCUCGUUGGCCGCAUGCUUCUUUGCACCAAGAACCAUUUCGUCAAGUCCGUUCGAAAGACACUCGCUGGGGAGGAAGGGUCGGGAAGCCUUGAGGAGCGCAAGAAUCUCGCAGAUGAUCUCUUGCAGCGUAUUCAAGAUUACGCGACUGACGAAAGUGGAUUGCAACCCGGACCUCAGGUCUGGACAUGGAUGGGCUCUGGCGAAGCCAAGAUCGAUAAUGAUGUAGGAGAAGCUGGAUCUUUCGAUUCUCUGAUCGAUGGAAAGGGCCCCAAGCCUGGCCAACGCAUCGUCUAUGUGGAUGGAGGCUUCGACCUAUUCUCGUCCGGCCACAUUGAAUUCCUCCGCCAGGUGACGGAGCUGGAAGAGGCUGAAGGUCGUCGACGAGGGUGGUAUGAGUCGGAGCAACGGGAAAAGCGACUCCGGGAAUUUAAUGAAGACUAUUCCCCGGCAUAUAUCGUUGCUGGCAUCCAUGACGACGAUGUGAUCAACCACUGGAAGGGACUGAACUACCCAAUCAUGAACAUCUUUGAGCGUGGUCUCUGUGUUCUUCAGUGCCGCUACAUCCAUGCGGUCGUUUUCUCGGCGCCCUUCACUCCCAGCCAGCCAUACCUGGAGGCCAUGCCGCUGGGUACGCCCGAUGUUGUCUAUCAUGGGCCCACUACCUUCAUUCCCUUGACGUAUGAUCCAUACAGCGACCCGAAGAAGAUGGGAAUUUUCCAAGAGGUGGGCCGACAUGCUUUCCAGCAUGUCAAUGCCGGUGAAAUCGUUGGCCGUAUCCUGAAGAGUCGGGAAGCAUACGAAGCCCGGCAGCGAGCCAAGUUGGAGAAGGCUGUUACCGAGGAUCUGGUGAAAUCUAGAGAGCAGGCGUCCUCUGCCUAA